This is a messenger RNA of Microthlaspi erraticum, 276 nucleotides long. Lineage: Eukaryota; Viridiplantae; Streptophyta; Magnoliopsida; Brassicales; Brassicaceae. The record is from the annotation of a GenBank genome assembly.
AUGGAGUUUCGGGUUCGUCUGGGUGCAAGUGGGCCUCAGUGCGGACCGGUGUGGACUUGUCUGGGUGCAAGUGGGCCUCAGUACAAGUUGUUUGUGUGUUUGGAUGAUGAGUUAGGAGUGAAAUUCUUGGAACGUGCUUAUGACAUAAGAUUGACGUUGUCUCGGGGAUCAGGUGAGGAUCUCCAGUGUUGCGGCCUUGCGAGGUCGGGUUUUGUGGUCUUUGUGACGUUUGUUGGGAUUCGAGGUCGAAUCCAGUUUAGUGGGGGAGAGUUGUAA